GUCCAGUUGUUUACGUUUUGGAUCUUGCAGAUCGACUGAUCUCAAAGGCAUGUCCAUUUGCUGCAGCUGGAAUAAUGGUGGGCUCUAUAUACUGGACAGCUGUUACAUACGGAGCUGUGACGGUGAUGCAGGUUGUGGGUCACAAAGAAGGUCUUGAUGUCAUGGAGAGAGCUGAUCCUUUAUUUCUUUUGAUUGGACUUCCCACUAUCCCAGUCAUGUUAAUAUUGGGCAAGAUGAUUCGUUGGGAGGACUAUGUGCUCAGACUGUGGCGCAAAUACUCUAAUAAGCUACAAAUUUUGAACAGCAUAUUUCCAGGCAUUGGAUGUCCUGUUCCUCGUAUUCCAGCAGAGGCCAACCCUUUGGCAGAUCAUGUCUCUGCUACACGUAUUCUAUGUGGAGCUCUAGUUUUCCCUACUAUUGCCACGAUAGUUGGCAAGCUGAUGUUCAGCAGUGUUAACUCAAAUUUACAAAGGACAAUCUUGGGUGGAAUUGCUUUUGUUGCUAUAAAAGGAGCUUUUAAGGUUUACUUCAAACAGCAGCAAUAUUUGCGCCAAGCUCACCGCAAAAUUUUAAAUUAUCCUGAGCAAGAAGGAGCAUAAGGCUGUGAUCUCCAGAUGGCAUACAGUCUCAUCUAACAGGUUUCCAUGUUGUAUUGGUUCCAUCAUUAUUGCACAGUAGUGGAGAAUUGUGAUAAGUUGCUGCUCCUAUUUUUUUUUUUCUUUAAAUAUAAUAAAGCACUGUCUUGUGGCAGGGUAAAUCCUUUCAGCAACCACUGAACCUAAGAAUGUGACUUGGCUUUCAUUAUUUUUGGGUAUUUCUGUUGGGCAACAGGCUUCUGAAGUAUUUUCUUUGAGCCAAUAUGCUGAAUGG
Fulmarus glacialis (Northern fulmar) is the source of this 870-nucleotide messenger RNA. It is a transcript of the gene MARCHF5, whose product is annotated as membrane-associated ring finger (C3HC4) 5. NCBI's taxonomy places the organism in Eukaryota, Metazoa, Chordata, Aves, Procellariiformes, Procellariidae. The record is from RefSeq and is a predicted model, not a curated record. The transcript has 4 exons. The annotation marks the transcript as partial.